AAUCUCUUAUUCGACAUUCACACAAUUUUUGUAGAGGGGUUUAAAUUCUUUCCUACGACGGGCAUAACAUUACAUUGACUAGUUAGGAGGUUAAACAGUGUUUGCAGGUGAAGAGCACAGAGCACAGAGCACAGAGCAAUGGCGAGCUCAACGGCCAAAGAUGCGCGUGUCCUCAUUUCCUCAUUGCGAUCUGCGUAUUCUUCCACCCCUACCAAACUUAAGAUUAUCGAUGUGUAUGUAGUCUACGCCAUUUUUACAGCAGUUUUCCAGGUUAUAUACAUGGCACUAGUUGGAACAUUUCCCUUCAAUGCAUUUCUUUCGGGAGUACUAUCAUGCACUGGAACGGCUGUGCUUGCAGUUUGUUUACGGAUGCAAGUCAACAAGGAAAACAAGGAAUUCAAGGAUCUUCCCCCAGAAAGAGCAUUUGCAGAUUUUGUUCUCUGCAAUAUUGUACUUCACCUGGUGAUAAUGAAUUUCUUAGGUUAGUGGACACAUUUUUUUAAAGUGCAAUACGGAGAGGCCAUAAAAAGAAAUGAAGGACAAGUGGCCACAUUCAUGAAUAAACAUGAGAGAUUUUUGUUUAGAGGAAUAGUAUAGGCAUGCAUGUAGUAAAUUGUUCAACUAUUGCUGGGUUAUAUGGCAUUGAGUUUUGGUUAGUUAACCGAAACUUAGGUUAUUAAUAAGUUAAUUUUUAGUGUUUUUGCUCAUUAUUGGAUAGUCCUCACAUAGCAAUAUCUUGAAAAGACAAAUAUAAUUUAAAUCAGAAUAUGUUUUAUCAUGUAA
Molecule: messenger RNA, 783 nt
Organism: Cryptomeria japonica (Japanese cedar)
Lineage: Eukaryota; Viridiplantae; Streptophyta; Pinopsida; Cupressales; Cupressaceae
Product: dolichyl-diphosphooligosaccharide--protein glycosyltransferase subunit DAD1
Exons: 5
Coding region: 139-486 (115 amino acids)
Biological process (GO): protein N-linked glycosylation
Cellular component (GO): membrane; oligosaccharyltransferase complex
Source: RefSeq, a predicted model, not a curated record